GAGUAGGAGGGAGAAUUGAUACGAAGGGGUUUACCGAACCCAACCUCUCAACCCAACCCAAUCCGACGAGAAUGUAAAAUUAAUCACAUGAUAUCUUUCUUUGUCGUUAACUACUCUUAUGUGGUUGUGUGCUUUUGUCUUUUUGAAGUCGAAUUCUAAAACCUCGUAGAAAGAAGCCUCUAAGUAGAAAGACAUGUUUAGUUAAGUUGCAGGUUAGACAUUGGAGGGGCCUUUAAAAACAGGACUCUUUCCUUUCUCAAACAUCUUCGUGAAGAAACCAGUCGCCUCUCUCUCUCUCUCUCUCGCGCACGCGCGGAGACACGCACACAGUCUUGUGAAAUAUAUAUGGCUGAAGAUGGCGGAGUCGUGUUCGAAGACGAACGCAUGACUUGGCUUCCAUCUCAUGUCCUAGACGAAACCUGCCAAGCCAAGAUAUAUUUGACGAAUCAACAGAACCAGCAACGACACAGUCCUCCUGUCCAAGUGCAAGCGGUGGAGCCGGAGCCUCUUCGACGGAAAACGAAGCAUACAGCGAGGUCUCAUAUUAGGCCCAAAUAUCUGUGUUCAAAUUGGGUUCCUGGAGGACAUGGGAUGCAAGCAAUCUUCCUGGAUUCGGGUCGGAGGUCCGAGGGCACCGGCGUUUUCCUUCCACAAACACCAAGUGCGAAUACCCGGCCCGGCUGCAAGAAGCCAGCUUGUGCGCCGGUCCUCCUACCUCCUCGAGUCAUUCAAGCGCUCAACCUCAACGUGCAAGCCCUUGGCUUGCAAAUUUCUCGAAGACCAGAUACCAAAGAAAAACCCAACAGCGUGGAAUGCAGCCUGGUGAAGAAUCAAGAUGGAAAGGAUGCAACCCAACGUUGUCUUGUAUUACAGAGCCAAAGCUCCUCCUCCUCCUCCUCCUCCUCCUCCUCAGAAGAUUUACUUCUUCCCAAAGAAUGGACCUACUGAUAGAUCUCUCGUGAAACUUCGAAGAAGAUUCAUUUUUUUUUUG
This is a messenger RNA of Syzygium oleosum, 991 nucleotides long. RefSeq lists its product as uncharacterized. NCBI's taxonomy places the organism in Eukaryota, Viridiplantae, Streptophyta, Magnoliopsida, Myrtales, Myrtaceae. The record is from RefSeq and is a predicted model, not a curated record. The transcript has 5 exons. The coding region runs from base 346 to 948 and encodes 200 amino acids.